This is a messenger RNA of Solenopsis invicta (red fire ant), 700 nucleotides long. It is a transcript of the gene Obp1, whose product is annotated as general odorant-binding protein 69a-like. Gene Ontology annotation, biological process: sensory perception of smell. Lineage: Eukaryota; Metazoa; Arthropoda; Insecta; Hymenoptera; Formicidae. The coding region runs from base 23 to 442 and encodes 139 amino acids. The record is from RefSeq and is marked provisional. Gene Ontology annotation, molecular function: odorant binding. The transcript has 6 exons.
AAGUGCAAGCGAACGUACGACGAUGCACGUGUCGGUGAUUCUCGGCGUAGUGUUGCUACAGGCGAUUUACGUGUCCGCCGCGCCACCCGACUGGAUACCCCCGGAAAUGUUGGAGAUGGUUCAAGGUGACAAGGAGCGAUGCAUGGCCGAACACGGAACGAGUCAAGCGCUUAUUGACGAAGUUAACGAUGGGAAACUCUCGAAUGACCGGUCUAUCACGUGCUACAUGAACUGCCUUCUCGACGCCUUCAGUUUGGUCGAUGAAGACGGUAAUUUGGAAGCUGAGAUGCUGAUAAGUGUUAUCCCGGAAGAAUUUCAAGAGAUAGGUAACAAGAUUUUGAACAAAUGCGCCGUACAAGACGGCGCGGAUAAAUGCGAAAAGAUCUACAAUGUGGCGAAAUGCGUCCAAGGAACAGUACCAGAGCUGUGGUUUAUGGUUUAAUUCGACACACAUGAGAGGAGAGUUUACUCCACAGUCACGUGCGACGAUAUUCUUCAAUAUAUCUCAAAACGAAGUGAACGAAGUAAAACAAUUCGCUCGCGGAGAAAAAUAUCAAGUUUCAAAGAAGUAGUCUAGGAAUAUGUAAAUUUAAAAAAAUAUUGUUUGUGUAAUAAUAGUAGUAAUCAUUAUGAACACGCCAUGCAGCCUAACAUGAAUAAAAUUGGUAGAAUAUGAUGUUAAAAUAUUGGAUAAGCUAUA